UUUGACGGCCCAACUUGUUUCACUGACGAGCCUCAACAAAGCUUGAACCAGAUUUGUUGCUGAGGAUGUGACAUCAUUAUCACGCGACUAGCGACCGCAGCGGUUUACUCGACAGUUGGGAACAUUUCACCCAACAAUAAGGCUCGAAACUUACCCGUAUAGACUUUCUCUUGUCAGUCAUGGCAGCAGAGGGGGAAGUGAAGACGACUGAAGAUGCCCCAGCAUCCGGGAAGGUCUGCACCAGGUUUGACCUGGAGAAAGAGACUGAACUUCGGUUUGAGGUGGAGGCAGGGGAGACGGCGGAGGCAGCAGAGCAAGUUGAGCUUGAGCUCCUCACAGGAAUGGCUGAGGUGUUUGGUUCUGAGCUGAAUCGCAACAAGAAGUACGUAUUUGGACCAGGCUCCAAGAUCGCAGUGUUCACCUGGCAAGGCUGCAGUGUGAAUCUUUUUGGGAAACCAGAGGUGGCUUAUGUGUCCAAGGACACUCCCAUGUUGCUCUACCUGAACACACACGCUGCCCUGGAACAGAUGAGAAAACAAGCAGAGCGAGACAAUGAGAGGGGGCCGAGGGUGAUGGUGGUGGGACCUACAGAUGUUGGGAAGUCAACAGUGUGCCGGCUGCUAUUGAGCUACGCUGUGAGGGUGGGCCGCCGGCCAACACUGGUCGAACUGGAUGUCGGACAGAGUGGGGUGUCUGUACCUGGGACAGUGUCAGCUCUGUGCAUUGAGCGUCCAGCAGAUGUGGAGGAGGGUUUCUCAGUCCAGGCUCCUUUGGUUUACCACUUUGGGUCUACUACCCCAGGCACCAACAUCAAACUUUACAACAAGCUGACGUCACGCCUGGCUGAGGUGUUUUCCCAGCGCUGUGAGGUGAACAGGAAGGCCAGUGUGGGAGGUUGCAUCAUCAACACCUGCGGCUGGGUGAAAGGCUCUGGAUACCAGGCUCUGGUCCACUGUGCCUCAGCCUUUGAGGUUGAUGUGGUGCUGGUGCUGGACCAUGAGAGGCUCUACAAUGAACUCAAACGAGACCUCCCUCACUUUGUCCGGGUGGUGCUCCUACCCAAGUCAGGAGGAGUGGUGGAGCGCUCCAAGGAUUGCCGUCGGGAUGCUCGGGAUGAGAAGAUCCGUGAAUACUUCUACGGCUUCCGUGGAGUGUCCUUCUACCCGUUUUCCUUUGAAGUACGUUUCUCGGACGUCCGCAUCUACAAGAUCGGGGCGCCAUCCAUUCCGGACUCGUGUUUGCCACUGGGAAUGUCUCAGGAUGACACACAGCUAAAGCUGGUACCUGUUACACCAGGAAGAGACCUUACGUACCAUGUGCUGAGCGUGAGCAGUGCAGAGGAUGGAGAGGACGGUUCUCGAAAGAGUCUUGUGGAGAGCCCUGUCUGUGGCUUCAUUGUGGUGACUAAUGUGGACACACAGACACAGGUGAUGAAAGUGUUGUCCCCGGCGCCCAGACCACUGCCCAGACACACACUGCUUAUCAUGGACAUCCGCUUUAUGGACAUGAAAUGAUAAGGCUCAGUUGCAAAAAAAGUGGGGAUCAUGUUAGGGAGGAGUUCUAUUGGGAAGAAUUUGUGCCAAAGGAGCGGGAUUUUGUUUCAAAGUCAUCUAAUUUGUUCUUUGUAAGGACUAAAGAGGGCAGAAAAGAAAAAGAGUAGUACAGAAAUUGGUUGCUGCUGUAAAUUAUACCCCAUUUUAUAGACCACACUGUACAGAUGUUUGGGUAAUUUGUUUUAUCUGUGUAGGAAUUAUUUUUGUGAUAAUCUGUUUUAUAAACACUUUUUUCUCUUUGAGUAAUAAAGUUUUAAAGGUAAAU
Acanthopagrus latus (yellowfin seabream) is the source of this 1818-nucleotide messenger RNA. It is a transcript of the gene clp1, whose product is annotated as cleavage factor polyribonucleotide kinase subunit 1. Gene Ontology annotation, cellular component: nucleus; mRNA cleavage factor complex. Gene Ontology annotation, biological process: tRNA splicing, via endonucleolytic cleavage and ligation. The record is from RefSeq and is a predicted model, not a curated record. Bases 180 to 1514 code for a protein of 444 amino acids. Lineage: Eukaryota; Metazoa; Chordata; Actinopteri; Spariformes; Sparidae. Gene Ontology annotation, molecular function: polynucleotide 5'-hydroxyl-kinase activity. The transcript has 6 exons.